AUGCGGCGCAACAAUUAUCCCUACCAGCCGCUCAAUCAACAGCCAGCAGCGCCAAGUGGACACGAUGCCUUGGAAGCGGAAAACGAACGAGCUGCUGAGGAGCUGCAACAGAAGAUUGGCGCCCUGAAGUCGCUGACCAUUGAUAUUGGGAAUGAGGUACGGUAUCAGGAUAAACUGCUGCGCGGCAUUGACGAUGACAUGGAUCGUACCAGCGGUUUCCUCGGCAACACAAUGACGCGAGUAGUGCGUCUGGCCAAACAGGGUGGGGGAUCCAAGCAAAUGUGUUACAUGUUCCUCUUUGUGCUCUUUGUGUUUGUGCUGCUCUGGCUGACGCUGAAGUUUAAAUAGUGUUUGAUUCAAAUAUACAUAUAUCUAUAUUCUAUUUCUA
Molecule: messenger RNA, 388 nt
Organism: Drosophila albomicans
Lineage: Eukaryota; Metazoa; Arthropoda; Insecta; Diptera; Drosophilidae
Gene: Bet1
Product: BET1 homolog
Exons: 1
Coding region: 1-348 (115 amino acids)
Biological process (GO): endoplasmic reticulum to Golgi vesicle-mediated transport; vesicle fusion with Golgi apparatus
Cellular component (GO): SNARE complex; Golgi trans cisterna
Molecular function (GO): SNAP receptor activity
Source: RefSeq, a predicted model, not a curated record